Sabethes cyaneus is the source of this 2340-nucleotide messenger RNA. RefSeq lists its product as uncharacterized. Gene Ontology annotation, molecular function: nucleic acid binding. The transcript is spliced from 4 exons. Bases 1 to 2340 code for a protein of 779 amino acids. The record is from RefSeq and is a predicted model, not a curated record. NCBI's taxonomy places the organism in Eukaryota, Metazoa, Arthropoda, Insecta, Diptera, Culicidae.
AUGUUUUUGCAGAUACGAAUGCGUGCUGCCGACAAGCAUGCGCAGCGAAUUCUUUGGCGUACGGAUAGAGAGCAUGAUCCGGAAAUCUUCCUGGUCGAUGUUGCUACGUUUGGGUCAACGUGUUCGCCAGCAUCGGCCCAAUUUGUGAAGAACCAGAAUGCGCGAGAGCAUAGCGACCGGUUUCCCAGAGCAGCAGAGGGUAUACUCCAGAGUACGUAUGUAGACGAUUAUCUUGACAGCUUUGGGUCGGAGGAAGAAGCUUGUCGUAUUUCUGAGGAAGUUCGUCAGAUUUUCUGUAACGGUGGGUUUCAACUGAGGAACUGGAUUUCAAAUAGUGAAAGCGUACUGCAGCACCUUGGUGAGACACAAGCUGCUGUCAGGAAAAGCUUAACGACAACCAGCAAUGAUGCUGAGCGCGUGCUUGGGAUGUUAUGGGAUCCAUUGACGGACGAACUAUCGUUCAGUACUCGAAUGAGCGAUGAAGUUCAUUAUCUCCUAGAAAAUGACAAAGUUCCAACGAAGAGGCAAGUACUACGCUGCGUCAUGACCCUGUUUGACCCGUUGGGCUUAUUAGCAACGUUUCUAAUUCACGAGAAGAUCUUAAUACAAGACCUGUGGCGUGCUGGAAUCGAAUGGGAUGCAGAAGUCAGCGACAGUCAGUAUGCAGAUUGGAGAAGAUGGACCAAAAUGCUAUUAUAUAUCGCAAAUGUCCGUAUUCCUCGCUGCUAUUUCUCGAAAGCAUCAACGCGUACGUAUGAGGAUACUGAACUCCACGUCUUCGUAGAUGCUAGCUUGCUUGCCAAUUCCUGUGCACUGUACCUGCGAACAAUCGACGAAAGUAGCUCGCCCCAAUGUGUGCUGAUUGCCGCGAAGGCAAAGGUGGCGCCGCUGAAGCCAAUGACCAUUCCUAAGUUGGAAUUACAAGGAUGCGUACUGGGAGAGGCGACUUAUAUGGACAGACAGUUCGAUUGUGCUUUCGUGGAUUCGUGCGGAUCCGAGAACUAUCGACCGUUCGUGGCGAACCGAGUCGGUGAAAUCCUCGAAAACACGAUAGUCGACGAAUGGAGGUGGGUACCAUCGGAGUUAAACCCAGCAGAUGAAGCAACAAAGUGGGGCAGCGGACCCUACUUCAGCAACGACGGCAAAUGGUUUAAUGGUCCAAAGUUCUUGAGUCUUCCGGAACCAGAGUGGCCGAGUCCUGCGGAUAUCGUCGUAGACACAGUUGAAGAAGGCCGGCCGUCAGUUCUCUUCCAUGCCAAUUGGAUUCCAGUGAUCGAUUACUACCGGUUCUCUAAAUGGGAAAGGCUGCAACGUAGUAUGGCCUUUGUGCUGCGAUUUAUUUCUAACACGAGAAAGAAAGGAGAAAAAAGCUCUAGGCAACUGACACAACAAGAGCUGUAUGCCGCCGACAUCGUGAUCCUCAAGCAAGUACAGAUGGAAGCCUUCGCGGAUGAGGUGGCGACAUUAAGAAAUAAUAAAACAUUACCGGAAGACCAGAAGCAAUCAAUCGAAAGAUCAAGCACCAUUUAUCAACUGAUGCCGAUGAUGGAUGAACAGGGAUUGGUGCGGCAGAACAGUCGUUUUGCAGCCGCGAAACAUCUACCCCACAGCGUUCGUUUUCCAGUCAUCUUGCCCAGAAAGCAUCGAUACACCGAGCUAGUUGCUGCGCGUUAUCAUCGCCUUUAUCGUCAUGCGAACUUCGAAAUUGUGGUGAACGAAAUUCGUCAACUGUUCGUUGUACCAAGACUUCGAUCCGUAGUGAAAGCUGUUGAACGAAAUUGUCAACUUUGUAAAGUUCGGAAAGCACUUCCGACAGUUCCCCCGAUGGCACCAUUGCCAUUCGCACGAUUAGCUGUACAUGAUCGUGCAUUCAGUUGCGUCGGAGUGGACUACUUCGGGCCGCUGCUAGUUAAACAGGGCCGCUCGAACGUAAAAAGGUGGAUAGCGCUAUUCACCUGUCUGACAUGUAUCUACUGCAUUCGGCGUUUCGUCUGCCGUCGUGGAGCACCCAGAGAGUUUUUCAGCGACAAUGCUACAAACUUCCACGGAGCCGAACGGCUGCUCCGGAAACAGAUCAACGAGGGGAUAUCAGCAACAUUCACUAACGCUAAUACAAAGUGGACCUUCAUUCCACCUACUGCUCCAAGCAUGGGCGGUGCCUGGGAGCGGCUGGUCCGCUCAGUAAAGACUGCGUUUGGGGAUGCAUAUGCCGAGGGAAAGCUCAAUGACGAGGAUUUGCAAGCUUUGAUCGUAGAGGCAGAGGACAUUCUGAACCUGGGGGCCGUUAAUUUCGGAUCUCGGACAGUGAAACGCAUGCGCUUCUACAGUAAGCUAAUUUAA